AUGAUAGCAAGAGCAGUACCGGGUCGAUCCGGGAAAUCCUGCAGGUUACGAUGGUGUAAUCAGCUGUCACCGGAGGUAGAGCACCGGGCUUUUACACUCGAAGAAGACGAGAUCAUCGUCAAUGCUCAUGUCAAGUAUGGUAAUAAAUGGGCUACCAUAGCAAGACUCCUUGAUGGACGUACGGAUAACGCGAUCAAGAAUCAUUGGAACUCCACGUUAAAGAGGAAAUACGCGGACUUGAUUGAGAAUGGUGGAACGGUUAAUGAAGAAGAAGUGAAGGAGAAAUCUGCUAAAACGAUGUCGUGGUCUUCGGUUCACGAGAGGGCUAGUACUCCUUUGGGAUCUGACGUCAGCGAUGCAGGGUUACAGGUGACGUCAUCGUUUCUGGUACAAGAAAACGUGCCAGUUGUUGAAACUGGGAUUAGUAACAAUGCUGUCGUUUCGACUGAACUUACGUUGUCUAUUCCGGGGACGGAGUCUGGACAGUUGGGGAGAGAUGGGGUAGGUACUAAAGAAUUGUUAAUGGGAGAUGUUGACAAAACGAUGACGUUUGCGCCGGAGUUGUUAGCAGUUAUGCAGGGGAUGAUUAGAGACGAAGUGAGGAAUUUUAUGGUUGGGAUUGGGAAGAAAAGUGGUAAGGAUUAA
This is a messenger RNA of Dovyalis caffra, 645 nucleotides long. Lineage: Eukaryota; Viridiplantae; Streptophyta; Magnoliopsida; Malpighiales; Salicaceae. The record is from the annotation of a GenBank genome assembly.